Capsicum annuum is the source of this 555-nucleotide messenger RNA. Its product is annotated as receptor-like protein 7. Gene Ontology annotation, molecular function: protein binding. The record is from RefSeq and is a predicted model, not a curated record. The transcript is spliced from 2 exons. The coding region runs from base 1 to 555 and encodes 184 amino acids. Lineage: Eukaryota; Viridiplantae; Streptophyta; Magnoliopsida; Solanales; Solanaceae.
AUGUACCUGAAUUUGUCAUAUGCUGGUUUUGACGGGCAGAUUCCAAUGGAAUUAUCAACAUUAACACAACUAGUCUCUCUUGACCUGUCUUAUAAUUAUUUCUUAAAGCUUGAGAGGCCAGAUCUGAAAACACUGGUCGGGAACCUAUUAAAUCUUGGAGAACUUUAUCUUGAUGACGUAAAUCUUAACUUGAAUGGAAGUCCUCUUGAUCCCGCCCUUCUAAAUCUCAGUUUCCUAGGAGUGCUUCGUCUUGAUCAUAAUAACAUGUCCGUUAUUGAUCUUGAAUUUCUUGCAAAUUUUACGAAAUUGACUACCCUCAGUCUCCUGAGCUGCAACUUGCACGGUUCAUUUCCUACUAAAAUCAUUCAGGUACAAACUCUUCAGGAGCUUGAUUUAUAUGAAACCCUUAUUAGCACUUUACCUGAAUUUCCACAGAGACGUGCAUUAAGGGAGGUAGUGCUUAGCCACACGGGAUUCACCGGUUCUCUGCCGGAUUCAAUUGCUAACAUCCUGAAUUUGACCCGUCUUGAUUUAAGAAGUUGCAAUUUCAGUUGA